This is a messenger RNA of Candida albicans SC5314, 2220 nucleotides long. It is a transcript of the gene CFL11, whose product is annotated as Cfl11p. Bases 1 to 2220 code for a protein of 739 amino acids. Gene Ontology annotation, biological process: intracellular iron ion homeostasis; copper ion import; iron ion transport. Gene Ontology annotation, cellular component: plasma membrane. The record is from RefSeq and is a predicted model, not a curated record. Lineage: Eukaryota; Fungi; Ascomycota; Pichiomycetes; Serinales; Debaryomycetaceae. The transcript has a single exon. Gene Ontology annotation, molecular function: ferric-chelate reductase activity.
AUGAACUCAAUUGCAUUUAUAUUAACAUCAUUACUAUGUAUACCCAUUGUUGUCAUUGCUGAAUCCCUUCUGUUACCGAAAAAUAGUAUUCAACUGGCUAAAUCCAUAUUUGCAUGUAAAUUAAACGUUCACGAAGAAGUUAAAUAUUGUAAUACCAAUUCACCAGAAGAUUAUGGUUGUAUAUGUUCCAAUAAAGAUGCCAUUAUGGAAUUCGUUGGUUGUUAUGCUUAUUCCCAAAAAGAUCCACAUGAAGCAAUAGAUUUCUUUGUUGAAUUUUGUCAAGAAUAUGGAAAUACUACCGUUGAUAUGGAUAGUAUCUAUACUGCUUAUGAAAAUUAUACUGCAAAAGGUUACUAUAAUGUUUCUAUGCCAUCAUCGAAUCAUCAUAACCAUUCAAACAAUUCAAAUGUGUUUGAACCUAAUCUUCCUAAAGAAAAAAUGGCAAAUUAUACUAAUUCUUUGAAACUAGCUAUAGAUCAAUAUUUGGUGAAUUGGGAUAAUACAUUUUAUUAUGGAGCAGGGAUUUUAGGUUAUUGGGCUCUAGUUAUAUUAAUUGCUGCUAUAUCUAAUUGGACUAGAGCUUUGUUCCCUGGUCUUAUGACAGACUUAACUGGUCCAUUAUCCAAUUGGUGGAGACAAAAUAUCUCUUUACCAGCAACUUUUGGUAGUAAAAAAUCUCAAAGUUCCACCUUAUAUCGAUUCCUUGAUUUCUAUAUACCUUCAAGAUUUGAAUCUAUUGUUAUUACUGGAUUUGUUAUUGUUUGUAUCAUAACGUUAUCAAUUAAUACCUAUUUUGCUCAAGGUGAUGAACUUAUACAUUCAAGUUAUGAUGCUAGAUUAAGAUAUGUUGCUAAUAGAACCGGUACAAAUUCCACCAUGAUGUUACCUCUUGUGAUAUUAUUUGCUGGGAGAAACAAUAUCCUUCAAUUUAUUACUGGAUGGAAUUAUACAACUUUUUUAACUUUCCAUCGUCAUAUUGCCAGAAUGAUGUUUGCCUUUGUUGUUAUUCAUGCUGGUUGUUUCACUAUUGCUCUUGGAUCAUCAUAUGGACCAGUGAUGAAAUUGCCAUUUAUGAUUUGGGGCACAGCAGCAACCGUGAUUGCUGGAUUAAUGUUAUUUCAAGGAAUGUUAUAUCUUAGAAGAAAAUGGUAUGAAGUAUUUUUGAUUGGUCAUAUAAUAUUAGCAAUUUUUUUCAUUAUUGGCACAUGGAUUCAUGUUGUUGAUUUUGGUUAUAUGUGGUAUAUUUAUGCUGCUAUUGCAUUUUGGGGAUUCGAUAGAUUUAUUAGAGUUGCUCGUCUACUUUGCUUUGGAUUCCAAUUGGCAACCAUAACGUUAUUACCUGGUGAAACCAUGCGAGUAGUGAUUUCUAAACCAAAAGAUUGGGUUGCUAGUCCUGGCUCUUAUGUGUUUGUUUCAUUUUUCACUCCUAAAUAUUUUUGGCAAUCACAUCCAUUCACAAUAUCUACUUCCACUGAAUCAACUAUAACUUUAUAUUGCAAAGUGAAAGAAGGGGUCACUCAAGCAUUAUACAAAGACUUACUUAAUUCUCCAAACAAAACAAUCAAAAUAAGAGCUGGAGUUGAAGGUCCAUAUGGUGAACUUAGUGGUGCUAAAACAGCUGAGAGUGCAGUUUUUGUUGCUGGUGGUAAUGGUAUACCUGGAAUGUAUUCAGAAGCUACUCAUUUAGCAUCAAGACGUUCAAUUAGAUCAUCGAAAAAGAUAAAAUUAUACUGGAUAGUAAGAGAUUAUCGUUUGGUACAAUGGUAUUAUGAAGAAUUACAACUGCUUCAACGUACCAAUAUUGAAACUGUGGUUUAUGUUACUCGUCCUAAUGAUAGCCUUGAAGAAGUGGCAUCUAAUUUCACAAGUUCCAAUUUUGAUGAAAAAAGUUGUUAUUCACUUGGUGAUUCUAAAACUAUGAUUUCAUGUAAUUCCAAAUAUACUUUAAAUUUGAAAAAAGAUAAUAACAAUAAUAAUAACUAUCAUCGUGUUAAAGAAUUAAUAAAAGAUGAAUUAUCACAUAUUUUAUUUGUUGAAGGUCGACCUAAUUUACAAAAAAUGGUUGAACAAGAAUUGGAAGAAGCUGGUAGAAGUAUUGCCUUUGUCACUUGUGCUCAUCCAGCAAUGGUUGAUGAAUUACGUUGUCAAGUCAUUAAAGUUAUAAAUAAUCCUGAAAAGAAAAGAGUUGAUUUCUAUGAUCAAUUACAAGGCUGGAGUUGA